This is a messenger RNA of Arabidopsis thaliana (thale cress), 467 nucleotides long. RefSeq lists its product as uncharacterized. The coding region runs from base 53 to 256 and encodes 67 amino acids. The transcript has 2 exons. The record is from RefSeq and is marked reviewed. Lineage: Eukaryota; Viridiplantae; Streptophyta; Magnoliopsida; Brassicales; Brassicaceae.
AAAAAGAACUGUAAAAGAUCUCAUUUUCUCACUAUAUUCCUCUAUAUCGCCAAUGGCUAAUAAGCUUUUGUAUUGUGUAAUUUUUUUCAUGUUUUUGUUGCUUACAAUGUUACGAGUUUGGCGAGAAACUAUGAAUGGACCGCAUGUUUACAGCCGAAAAGAAUGGAUUGAAAGGCUUUUCGAAUCCGGAUUUACUUGUCUUCGUGUGGGAUUUCAUGAAGAUCAAAAGUACUUUAGGUCUCAUUUUCUACAAUAGCUAAUUAGUACAUAUACUAAUCAAUGAAGAUAAUAUGUAUACAUGACUUGCGUGACAAUGAUUUAUUACUUGUGUUUUUGGUUGUUCUGGCUUCCUUCAAAUGAAGAUAACCAUAUUCUUAAAUAAUUCAUGGAAAAGGGUCUUUUUAUGCAGAUCCGGGUCGAUCAGAAGUCUCAUGUCUUGGAGUCCAACAUAUAGAGCCUAGCCCCCA